This is a messenger RNA of Gossypium arboreum, 375 nucleotides long. RefSeq lists its product as uncharacterized. The record is from RefSeq and is a predicted model, not a curated record. Lineage: Eukaryota; Viridiplantae; Streptophyta; Magnoliopsida; Malvales; Malvaceae. The transcript has a single exon. The coding region runs from base 1 to 375 and encodes 124 amino acids.
AUGUUAAGAUUUGCUCGUAAAGGCAAGUUGAGCCCUAGAUUUAUUGGGCCUUAUCGUAUACUAAGACGAGUGGGGCCACUUGCCUACCAGUUAGAGCUACCUCCAGGAUUGGAACUAAUUCACGAUGUUUUUCCUGUGUCGAUGUUGAGGCACUACCGCUCUGAUCCAAUACAUGUUGUUUCUACUGAGGAGAUCGAGGUUAGGCUAAAUUUGACUUUUGAGGAGGAGCCAAUCCAGAUACUGGACUGCGAUGUUAAAGUUUUGAGAAGAAAGUCCAUCCCACUGGUUAAAGUUCUUUGGCGUAAUCAUAAUUCUGAGGAGGCUACGUGGGAGCCUGAGGAUACAAUGCGACAGCAAUAUCCUCAUCUGUUCUGA